Molecule: messenger RNA, 1851 nt
Organism: Ceratotherium simum simum (southern white rhinoceros)
Lineage: Eukaryota; Metazoa; Chordata; Mammalia; Perissodactyla; Rhinocerotidae
Source: RefSeq, a predicted model, not a curated record
AUGCUGCUGCUGCUGCUUCUGGCCCUGCUCUGGUGGAGGGAGGGGGCUGAGGGCAAGAGGGAGUUGGAGAAGUAUUACUGGCUGCAAGUGCAAGAGUCAGUGACGGUGCAGGAGGGUCUGUGUGUGCGGGUGCCCUGCUACUUCUCCUACCCCUGGGAUGGCUGGAAUGACUUUACCCCAGCUCACGGCUACUGGUUCCGGAAAGGGGCCAGAGUAGGCCAGGAUGCUCCUGUGGCCACAAACAACCCAUAUCGAGAAGUGCAGGAGGAGACCCGGGGCCGACUCCGUCUCCUUGGGGACCCCCGGAGAUACAACUGCUCUCUGGACAUCAGAGAUGCCAGGAGGACAGAUGACGGAAAAUAUUUUUUUCGAGUGGAGAGAGGAAGUGUGAUAUAUUCUUACACAAGUAACCAGCUCUCUGUGAAUGUGACGGUUCCCUCCCAGGAAGUGAUCAGUGGUUAUCAGCUGCAAGUGCAGGAGUCAGUGACGGUGCAGGAGGGCCUGUGUGUGUUUGUGCCCUGCUCCUUCCCCUAUCCUUGGAGUCACUGGAGCAGCUCUACCCCAGCUCGUGGCUACUGGUUCCGGGAAGGGGCCAGAGUAGGCCAGGAUGCUCCUGUGGCCACAAACAGCCCAUAUCCAGGAGUACAGAAGGAGACCCGGGGCCGAUUCCGCCUUCUUUGGGACCCCCAGAGAUACAACUGCUCCCUGGACAUCAGAAACGCCAGGAGGACAGAUGCCGGGAAAUACUUUUUUCGAGUGGAGAGAGGAAAUGUGAAACAUUCUUACACAAGUAACCAGCUCUCUGUGCAUGUGACGGCCCUGACCCACACACCCGACAUCUUCAUCCCGGAGACCCUGGAGUCUGGCCACCCCAGGAACCUGACCUGCUCUGUGCCCUGGGCCUGUGAGCAAGACACGCCCCCCAUCUUCUCCUGGAUGUCGGCGGCCCUCACCUCCCUGGGCCCCAGGACCCGCUUCUCCUCGGUGCUCACCCUCACCCCACGGCCCCAGGACCAUGGCACCAACCUCACGUGUCAGGUGAAGUUCCCCACAACUGGUCUAACUGUGGAAAGAACCAUCCAGCUCAACGUCACCUACUCUCCACAGAACUUGACCGUCACUGUCUUCCCAGGAAACAGCACAGCACCCACAGUCCUGAAGAACGGGUCAUCUCUUUCAGUCCUGGAAGGUCAGUCACUGCACCUGGUCUGUGUUGUUGAUAGCAACCCCCCAGCCACGCUGAGCUGGGCCCAUGGGAGCGAGACCCUGAGCCCCUCACAGCCCUUGAACCCCGGGGUCCUAGAGCUGCCCUGGGUGGAUUGGAGGCAUGAAGGCAAAUUUACCUGCCAAGCUCAGCACCCUCAGGGCUCCAUGCACGUCUCCCUGAGCCUCUCUCUGCAGAGUGAGUGCACCGGAAAAGCGUGGCCUUUAUCAGGAGUGGUGCUGGGGGCCGUGGGGGGAGCAGGUGCUACAGCCCUGCUCUUCCUGUCCUUCUGCGUCAUCGUCAUCAUAGUGAGGUCCCGAAGGAAGAAAGUGGCCAGGCCAGCAGAGGAUGUGGCUGACGUGGGCAUGGAGUGUGCAAACAGUGUCACGGGGUCAGUCUCUCAGGGUCCCCUGAUUGAAUCCCAGAAGGGAAGCUUCCCAGAUCACCCUCCCCCAGAUGUGGCUGCCCCCUGCUCAGGGGAGGACGAAGAGCUCCAUUAUGCAUCUUUCAGCUAUUGUGGCAUGAAGCCUCGGGACCCACAGGAACAGGAGGCCACUGGUAGUGAGUACUCAGAGAUCAAGAUCCACAAGUGAGAAACUGCAGAGACUCAGCCCUGGCUUGAGGGAUCAUGGCUCCUGUGGUUCAAA